AUGCAAUUCCUCACCCUCGCCGCCCUCUUCGGCUCUGCUCUCGCAGCCGACGGCCUCCUAGGCCCGCGCGCCGUCCAACCCUUCUGCUCCUCCAUCAACAGCUGCGUCACCACCAACGGCAACCCAGCCAGCGCCACCGCCUUCUGCGCCAGCUACAACAGCAUCGCCACUGUCACCUCUGGCACCACCACCACGACCGUCCAGCCAAGCGACUGCGGCUCCGUGACCAAGCGUGCCGACGCUCCUCCAGUCGUCAACGUGCUGGCUCCGUCGAAGGCGCGCUGCUUCAAGAAGCUGCUGGAUGGACGUUUGUCGAAGGCGUGCGAUUGCUUGAGCAUCCCGACGGCGACGGUGGCGGAGUCGACUAUGACUGAGACGGCGGUGUGCUCUGUGACUUCUCUUUAG
Molecule: messenger RNA, 405 nt
Organism: Saxophila tyrrhenica
Lineage: Eukaryota; Fungi; Ascomycota; Dothideomycetes; Mycosphaerellales; Extremaceae
Exons: 1
Coding region: 1-405 (134 amino acids)
Source: RefSeq, a predicted model, not a curated record